GAAUGGGUAUCCCCGCGUGCGCGAACAGGAUAGCCAGGCGGGCCCCGCCCUGGCCCGUUGAUUGAUCACCAAAGAUCACUGUGGCUUUAAUGGUCCGCUUGGAUGGAAAUUAAUUCUGGAAUGGAUAAAUAAUGCAUCAGGAUUUAUGUGUAGUGCAAGGCAAGCCGGAGCCAGGAGAGGGAGCCGAGGGGUGACGCCUGUGGUCCCAGGGUGGAAGGAGCUGGGCAUGAAGGGCCAGUGGCCAAGAAGAGAAAAGGGAAGCGGAUGGCAGCAUGAUCGGCCCAGCAGGUCUGGCCAGGUGGCUGCAGCAUGCUGAGCCCAAAGAUCAAACAGGGCAGGAGGGCUCGCUCCAAGAGCCUGGUGAUGGGGGAACAAAACCGGAGCCCAGGGAGGCCCCCGGUCCCCCACAAGCUCAGCCCUAUCCUCAAGGCUGGCUGGCUGAAGAAACAGAGGAGCAUCAUGAAGAACUGGCAGCAGCGAUGGUUUGUGCUACGUGGGGACCAGCUUUUCUACUACAAAGACAAAGACGAUAGCAAGCCCCAGGGAUUUGUUUCUCUACAAGGGACACAAGUGACUGAACUUCUUCCAGACCCUGAGGACCCAGGGAAGCACCUGUUUGAGAUCACUCCAGGUGGUGCCGGGGAACAGGAGAAGGUGCCGGCCAACCCUGAGGCGCUCCUGCUCAUGGCCAGCUCCCAGCGUGAUAUGGAGGACUGGGUGCAGGCCAUCCGCCGCGUCAUCUGGGCUCCGCUGGGCAGAGGGAUCUUUGGGCAGCGCCUGGAGGACACAGUGCACCAUGAACGGAAGUAUGGUCCCCGCCUGGCACCUCUACUGGUGGAGCAGUGUGUGGACUUCAUCCGGGAGCGAGGACUCAGUGAAGAGGGGCUCUUCCGUAUGCCCGGCCAGGCCAACCUGGUGAGGGACCUACAGGACUCCUUCGACUGUGGGGAGAAGCCGCUGUUUGACAGCACCACCGACGUGCACACAGUGGCCUCCCUGUUGAAGCUCUACCUUCGGGAGCUCCCAGAGCCGGUCAUCCCCUUCGCCAGGUAUGAAGACUUCCUCAGCUGCGCCCAGCUGCUCACCAAGGACGAGGGGGAGGGGACCCUGGAGUUGGCUAACCAAGUGAGCAGCCUUCCUCAGGCCAACUACAAUUUGCUCAGAUACAUCUGCACGUUUCUGGAUGAAGUGCAGGCCCACUCCGAUGUCAACAAGAUGAGUGUUCAGAACUUGGCAACUGUCUUUGGGCCUAACAUCCUUCGGCCGCAGAUAGAGGAUCCAGUAACCAUCAUGGAAGGCACUUCUUUGGUUCAGCAUCUGAUGACUGUCCUCAUCCGCAAACACGGACAGCUCUUUGCCACAGCCUCCCUUGAGGGACCUGCUUCACCACAUAGUACUGUCCAGGGCACAGUAGAGUCGAGCUCCGAGGAGGUCACCAGGGACCACCAGGGUGAGCCUGGCAGCCCUGGCUUGCCCACACACAGGACUUCAUCUCUGGAUGGGCCGGCUGCGGCAAUGCUCUCUAGAACUUCUCCAUCACGCCUUCGCAGCCAGACCGACCCUGCAGCCACCAGCCCCGGGAAGAGGGUACACACUCUGCCUGGCUGGAAGUCUGCCUUGCGGCAGCACGGGUCCCGGUCAGAGAGCCCAAAGGUGGGCAGCUCGUCUUUAGAGGUACCUAUCAUCUCUUCUGGUGGGAACUGGCUCAUAAAUGGGCUCUCCUCUCUGCGAGGCCACCGUCGGGCCUCAUCAGGGGACCGGCUCAAGGAGUCAGGCUCAGCACAGAGACUCUCUACCUAUGACAAUGUGCCUCCUCCACCCAGCCACUUUUCUAGCACUGCCAGCACGGCCAGCACAGGAUGGUCUGCAACCUCUUCCUCCCGAGAGGCCUCUGUCAGCAGCUGCACAGCCUGCCGGGCCAGCGACUCUUCUGCCUGCAGCUCUUUACACACUGAGUGGGCUCUCGAGCCCUCUCCUCUCCCCAGUAGCAGUGAGGACCACAGGUCCCCAGACCUGGGCCACAGCCUGGAUGAGGCAUGUGUGGGCAGCGGCAGCAGUGAGCCCAAUGACCCAGGCAGCCCCACGCAGGCCCAUGUUCGCCGAUGCCGGGCUCUCCAGGGCCAGGUGGCCGAGCUCAGGGCAGAGCUGUGUCAGCAGAGGACUGAGUACGAGAGGAGCCUGAAAAGCAUCGAGGAGGGCAGCGCUGACCUGCGAAAGCAGAUGUCUCGGUUGGAAGAGGAGCUGGACCAGGAGAAGAAGAAGUACGCCAUGCUUGAGAUCAGGCUUCGGAACUCGGAGCGGGCGCGGGAGGACGCCGAGCGCAGGAACCAGCUGCUGCAGAAGGAAAUGGAGGAGUUCUUCACCACCCUGGGAAGCUUGACUGUCGGGACCAAAGGGGCCAGAGCCCCAGAGUGAAAGGAGCCGAAGCACAUGCCUACAUAUGUCUGCUCACUUUCCCUGUAGGGCUGGCCACAGGCGGCAGAGGAAACCAGAAGCUUCAAGGUUGGGCUAGGCUACCAGCAGGGCUGUCUGUUCCCAAGUGCCAGAUAAAGAGCCUGACUGACCCCACCUCCCUCCCACAAGGGGACUGUCAGGAUCCCCACACAGUCCAGGCAGGAUCUGGAUGCUUCUCCAAACAUAUGGGUCCCAGCAUGUGUCAGAGGGGACAGUGCCAAGAUCAUCAGCAUUAGCCUCUCACCCAGGAAGAGUCCCCCAGGGGCCAAAGGAUGGCACCUCAGAGCUGGGCCACCAAGAACUUUGCACUCUUUAUUAAAUGUGCUCUGAAAGCUUGG
Acomys russatus (golden spiny mouse) is the source of this 2792-nucleotide messenger RNA. It is a transcript of the gene Arhgap22, whose product is annotated as Rho GTPase activating protein 22. Gene Ontology annotation, biological process: activation of GTPase activity; signal transduction. Bases 310 to 2415 code for a protein of 701 amino acids. NCBI's taxonomy places the organism in Eukaryota, Metazoa, Chordata, Mammalia, Rodentia, Muridae. Gene Ontology annotation, cellular component: focal adhesion. The transcript has 10 exons. Gene Ontology annotation, molecular function: GTPase activator activity. The record is from RefSeq and is a predicted model, not a curated record.